GUGACCCGGCAGCGUCACGCCUGCGCUAGCAGUCACAAGAUGGCGGAGAGUGCGGAACUAAAGCAAAUGGUGAUGAGCCUGCGGGUGUCAGAGCUGCAGGUUCUUCUGGGCUACGUGGGCAGAAACAAACAUGGACGAAAGCACGAGCUCCUGACUAAAGCCUUACACCUCCUUAAAGCUGGCUGCAGCCCUGCCGUCCAGAUGAAGAUCAAGGAGCUCUACAGACGACGCUUCCCCACCAAGCUGGUGUCCCCAGCAGAACUGGCUCUGCCCGGAGUCCACCCCGCCGCUGCCUCCUUGCCCCCCGGCCUCACGCAGUUGGGAUUUGAUGGGCACAGAGCGCCCCCGUCCCCUCUGCUCCCCAUCUCCCUCCUCGGGCCCAAACACGAGCUGGGCCUGCCCCACCUCCCCACGAACCUGCACCCCGUACACCCUGAUGUCAAACUGCAGCGGCUGCCCUUCUACGACGUACUUGAUGAGCUCAUUAAACCCACGAGUCUUGCUUCAGAUAACAGCCAGAGGUUUCAGGAAACAUGUUUUGCAUUUGCAUUGACGCCACAGCAGGUCCAACAAGUCAGCAGCUCAAUGGACAUAUCGGGGACCAAAUGUGACUUUACAGUGCAAGUACAGUUACGGUUUUGUCUAUCAGAGACAAGCUGCCCUCAGGAGGACCACUUCCCCCCUAAUCUUUGCGUUAAAGUCAAUGGGAAACCGUGUAAUCUCCCAGGAUAUCUGCCUCCUACCAAAAAUGGCGUGGAACCAAAGAGGCCCAGCAGACCCAUCAACAUUACCUCAUUGAUCAGACUGUCCACAACUGUCCCCAACACCAUCGUAGUGUCCUGGACCUCAGAAAUUGGACGUAGUUACUCUAUGGCGGUGUACCUGGUCAAACAACUGUCAUCUACAAUGCUUUUGCAGAGGCUACGGGCUAAAGGCAUCAGAAAUCCAGAUCACUCCAGAGCACUCAUAAAGGAAAAGUUAACGGCAGACCCUGACAGUGAAAUAGCAACCACCAGCCUAAGAGUUUCAUUAUUAUGUCCGCUGGGAAAGAUGCGGCUAAUGAUUCCGUGUCGGGCGUUGACGUGUUCACACCUGCAGUGUUUUGAUGCUACGCUCUACAUCCAGAUGAAUGAAAAGAAGCCCACAUGGGUGUGUCCUGUAUGUGACAAAAAAGCACCCUAUGAACAUCUCAUCAUUGACGGGUUGUUUAUGGAGAUUCUGAACAGCUGUUUAGAUUGUGAUGAAAUCCAGUUCAAAGAAGAUGGCAGCUGGGCCCCCAUGAGGUCGAAAAGGGAAGUGCAGGAGGUGUCGGCUUCAUACAAUGGUAUUGAUGGUGGAUGUCGUACAACAGUGUUGGAGCAGAACUCUCAAACAAACGGCAACAGUGGAGGCAACAGCACAAAAGUGGAGGUGAUUGAUUUGACUCUUGACAGCUCGUCUGAAGAAGAGGAAGAUGAAGAACCUCCUCAGAAGAAAAGCUGCCCCUCGCUAUCUAGCAUCUCUCCAGAGAGUCGGACCCAACCCAAAGGUUGUUGUCAUUCAUGA
This is a messenger RNA of Sinocyclocheilus grahami, 1545 nucleotides long. RefSeq names its product E3 SUMO-protein ligase PIAS1-like. The transcript is spliced from 12 exons. The record is from RefSeq and is a predicted model, not a curated record. Gene Ontology annotation, molecular function: transcription coregulator activity; SUMO ligase activity; zinc ion binding. The coding region runs from base 40 to 1545 and encodes 501 amino acids. Gene Ontology annotation, cellular component: chromatin. NCBI's taxonomy places the organism in Eukaryota, Metazoa, Chordata, Actinopteri, Cypriniformes, Cyprinidae. Gene Ontology annotation, biological process: protein sumoylation; regulation of transcription by RNA polymerase II.